Eruca vesicaria subsp. sativa (arugula) is the source of this 2454-nucleotide messenger RNA. Lineage: Eukaryota; Viridiplantae; Streptophyta; Magnoliopsida; Brassicales; Brassicaceae. The record is from the annotation of a GenBank genome assembly.
ACUACACUCACUUUUUUUUCUACCCACACCGUUCUCCUCCUCCUCCUUGAAAGCGCCAUAUAGAUCGAUCCGACCUCAAACCCCCAGUCUCCGUUGACUACAGACACUCGCCGUCUCCAGUUCCGCUUCUUCGUCCCAUUAAUGAUGGCCAGAGGUCUAUUACGAUUCCUAGCUUCGCUACUCGCGUUAGCGAUUUGCAAUGCUGCUUCGGUCUCUCAACCGAUUUCAGACUCUCACCGAUCCGCGGCUGUAGAUGUCUUCCUACCACUCGAUGGAUCCUUCAAAAGUUUGGAGGAAGCGUAUGAAGCAUUGAAGACUUUGGAUGUUCUUGGAAUUGAUAAGAAGUCUGAUCUAAGUUUAUCCACUUGUGAGAAUGUGGUUAAAGUUCUAGGGUCGUCAUCUUCUGCUUUAAAGGAUUUGUUUUAUGCUUUGAGCGUUAAUGGGAUUCUAAAAUGCAAAACUGGAGAAAUUGUUCCUAAGGACAUUGUCUCUAAACUUCAAGCUGGCGCCAAGGAUGCGAAGUUGUUGCUUGACUUCUACUAUUCCGUCAGAGGCUUGGUGCUUGCUAAGGAGCAAUUUUCUGGAACUGAUGUUAGUCUUGGUGAUGCCGAAGCCAUUUUCCGUUCCAUAAAGGCUCUCAGCCAGAAUGAUGGAAGAUGGCGCUACAGCUCCAACAAUCCUGAAUCAAGCACCUUUGCUGCUGGCGUAGCAUUCGAAACUCUUGCUGGAGUGAUUUCAUUAGCACCUUCAGAGAUUGAUCAGUCAUUGAUCCAGACAUUGAAGACGGGUAUCGUGAAGCUUUUUGACAGUAUCCAAAAAUAUGACGAUGGGACAUUUUACUUCGAUGGUAGUGAAGGCCCGAUCUCAACAACUGCAUCAGUAAUUAGAGGGCUCACUUCAUUUGCAGCUUCAGAAUCCACUGGAUUGAACCUUCCAGGUGAUAAGAUAGUUGGUCUGGCCAAAUUCUUACUUGGUGUUGGAAUUCCUGGAGAUGCCAAGGAUUUCUUCAACCAAGUAGAUGCACUGGCUUGUUUGGAAGACAACAGGUUCUCUGUUCCACUCAUCUUGUCUCUUCCAUCUACUGUCAUUUCAUUGACAAAGAAAGAGCCUCUGAAGGUUAAAGUGAGCACUGUUCUCGGUUCUAAGGCACCAGCUCUUAGUGUGAAGCUCGCAGACGCUCUAAGUUCAAAGGGUUCUUCCGUAAUCAGCAACCAGGAGCUUAAGUUUGACGCUGACAGUGCAACGUACUUUCUGGACUCCUUUCCCAAGAACUUUGAUGUUGGAAAGUAUACAUUUGUAUUUGAGAUUUUGCUAGAUGAGUCGGCAAAUGAAAAAGCUUACAUAACCGAAGCCCAAACAAAAGUGCCUAUAGCAGCCACAGGAGCUAUUAGCAUUGAGAACGCAGAAAUUGCUGUACUUGACAGUGACGUCGGGAGCGUUGAAUCUCAGAAGAAGCUAGAUUUAAGUAAAGAUGGAGCAGUGUCAUUAUCAGCAAACCAUCUCCAAAAGCUACGUCUGUCAUUCCAGUUAACUACUCCAGUUGGCGUUGUGUUUAAGCCACACCAGGCAUUUCUGAAACUGAAACAUGAGUCACAGGUCGAGCAUAUCUUUCUUGUGAAAACUUCUGGAAAGAAGUCUGAAUUAGUACUAGAUUUUCUUGGAUUGGUUGAGAAGCUCCACUACCUUUCUGGUAAAUAUGAGAUCCAGCUAACUAUUGGAGAUGCUUCUAUGGAGAACUCUUUGUUGAACAAUAUUGGCCACAUUGAACUAGACUUACCAGAACGUCCAGAGAAGGCGUCUCUUCCUCCUCUACAGCCUACUGACCCUUACUCAAGAUAUGGUCCAAAGGCUGAGAUAUCACACAUCUUCCGUGUUCCAGAAAAGCUUCCCGCGAAGCAGCUUUCACUAGUCUUCUUGGGUCUUAUAGUUCUCCCCUUCAUCGGUUUCCUGAUUGGGCUGACAAGGUUGGGAGUGAACAUAAAGAGCUUCCCAUCAUCGGUUGGAGCUGCAACAUCCGCCUUACUUUUCCAUGGUGGCAUCGGAGCUGUUCUGCUUCUCUACGUGCUAUUCUGGAUUAAGUUGGAUCUGUUCACGACUCUAAAGGCACUUUCGAUGUUGGGAGUGUUUCUGUUGUUCGUUGGACACAGCACACUCUCUCAACUCGCAUCGGCAUCGAACAAGUUGAAAUCUGCUUGAAGAAUGUAUUCGCUAUGAUAGAUUCUGUGUGUUCCAUGGACCACCUUUUUUGUGGUAGCAUUACUUUUUAUAGAUUAAGGUGAUAGACAAUUCCAAAGUAUUUCAGAGUUUUACGAACUCUCAGUUUAGUCUUAAAAGUUAUCAACAAGAAGAGUUGCCUUCCUUGCCUUUUUCGUUGAACAAUAUUUUGAGAUACAAGUCGCCCAAACUCCAAGUAAAAUACAAGUUUUGAUGAAAAUAAAGUGUAGUAUAGUUCUG